GAUUCAGUAACCGAUGGUUCCUUUCAUACAUUAUAAUUCGACUCAGUUGACCGCCUAUAAAACUCUCUUAUCCUCAAACCAACCAGUCCUUCCCCAACUUUCCUUAAGUUCCUUUAUCUUCUUUCUAGAUUCCUCCUCCCCCCAAGAUACAAAGAACAUAAUGAAGUUCGCGUCUGUCCUUGCUCUCGCCGUGACUGCUGCUGUCGUAAGCGCGGAGACUAAUGCCGACAGAAUGGCGCGCGGUCUACCCCCAUUGGCGCCCGCUCGUCGAGGUACACCCGUUGCACGUGCCAAGCGCACCGCUCCCUCAGGUGGGAGCGGCCAGUGCAACACUGGCACUAUCCAGUGUUGCGACUCUGUUACGAAUUCUGGCCAUGGCAGUUCCCUCGAUGAGUUGUUGUCGCUCUUGAAAAUUGACACCCCUGUCGAUACCCCUUGUGGUGUCAGCUGCUCCCCCAUCAGCGCUAUCGGGGGUAGUAGCGGCGCUAACUGCAACCAAGAACCCGUUUGCUGCGAGAACAACUCUUACAAUGGCCUCGUGAACAUCGGUUGCUCGCCCAGUGCGUUUGUUCCCUAUCACUCUUGUAUCCAUACGCUCAUACCCGCGACAAUCAGUCAACAUCUGGUGAAAAAAUCACCUCAUUCAGUAUUUGGUUCAAUGCCUGUACACGUUCCGCUCUUUUUUUCCCGUUUGAUACACAUAAAAGUCGCCUAUUCUACCUUGUCCGCGGCUUUGGACUUUUCACCUUCACCAGGCAUAGCCUUCGUUAUUGUUUUGUUGCGUUUUUGUUCCCUCAUGCAGUGAUCGUUUAUGGCUAUACUUUUCCUGUAAUGAGCUGGUACAUUGGCUAGUUUCAAACGUCAACUGGUGUGGUAAAGGACACUACAAAUAUUAUUUCUUCCGCUAUUUUGCUGAUUGACGGCGAUCGUGAUCCACGAUCAUGACAGGUGCCAGUUGAAAUGUCGGGAGAAAUUGCCAGUCGAUCAUACUAAAUUGCGAAGCGUUGUAACAGUAUCACGGUGUGCCCAGAUCCUGGGUGUCGCGGAUCCAAACAGUACUUGAUGGCACGACACUCACUAGCAUUCUUUCAUGCUCGAACUUGUGUACAUGCGGGUUAGCGCGAGAAUCACCGAGUCAUACCCAGGGCGGUACACCAUAUUUUAACCCGUCAAGUUAGCUGCUCAUUUUAUAUUUAUUAUUUAGAUACGACGAUGAUUGACAACGAAAAGAGGACUGAAAGACUCACUUGAUGGUUGAGUGGGACGUAAU
Messenger RNA from Suillus subaureus, 1270 nucleotides. Its product is annotated as fungal hydrophobin-domain-containing protein. The record is from RefSeq and is a predicted model, not a curated record. Gene Ontology annotation, molecular function: structural constituent of cell wall. NCBI's taxonomy places the organism in Eukaryota, Fungi, Basidiomycota, Agaricomycetes, Boletales, Suillaceae. Bases 14 to 805 code for a protein of 263 amino acids. The transcript is spliced from 3 exons. Gene Ontology annotation, cellular component: fungal-type cell wall.